CCUGUGCCCAUACUUGGUCAGCGUGUUCAGCGGAUGGGCGAGGUCACCUGGCUGCUGCGUCACGUCUCGAAACUACCCAACGUUACCUGCUGCAGCUCGUUUCCUCCAUUUAGCGCCGAGAAGAGUUCCAAUCAGGGGAGGUUUCGCAGCUGGGACCUUCUUCGCUUUAGCGGAUUACACGUCCAGGGUCUGUUACAUGGAGUCUUUACGGGGUGUGCGGUUGGGAGUUCUCAUCGUUUUACUGCAGGUACUUUAUUCUGGCUUCGCGGAGUCGUCGCCAUGUUCACCUGGCUUUGAUUCCGACCUGUUCGUGUUCACAGUGCACAGGGAGCACCUUCACAGAGGCAGACGGCUCGGCAGAGUCAUUUUUCAUGAUUGCAGCGGAAGAACGAGGUCUGUCUUUGAGUCUGCCGACAAGCGGUUUCAAGUGGACACUGAUGGCACGGUGAAACUGAAGAGACAGGUUACUCUGCAUGAAGGUCAUAGGAUGUUUUCUGUCCAUGCUUGGGACGCCAAGGGCGAGAAACACACUACGUUUGUCAGAGUGGAACAUGAGCCCAAGACUCACCGUCAUGACCACCUGGAAGACACUGAGGCAGUCGGGCCUCCACAGAGUGCACCCCCCUCACUUGUCCCAGUUAAAGAGUUUCCAAAGUCUUCAGGGGGGUUGAGAAGAAGAAAGAGAGAGUGGGUUAUUCCACCAAUCAGAACCCCAGAAAAUGACCGUGGGCCUUUCCCCAAGCACAUAGUGCAGAUCAAGUCCAGUUAUGCUAAGGAAGCUAAGAUGGUGUACAGCAUCAGUGGUGAAGGAGCUGACCUGGAUCCAAAAGGACUUUUCACCAUAAAUAGAAACAAUGGCUCACUGUAUGUUACAAGGCCGCUAGAUAGAGAGGCCAAAGAUAAAUAUGUGCUUCAAGCCCAUGCUAUUGCCGCUGAUGGUGAGGAUAGGGAAGAUCCCAUGGAGAUUAUUGUCGAAGUGAUCGACAUGAAUGACAAUACGCCUGUCUUCACCCAAAAUCCUUUCCUUGGCACUGUUCCAGAAGCUUCAGGAAUAGGGUUUGAGUUCAUGACUGUCACAGCUACUGAUGCAGAUGACCCCAACACUGACAAUGCUGAUAUCAGAUACUCCAUCGUUAGUCAGAAUCCACAAGAGCCAAACGCAGCCAUGUUCACCAUUAAUCCUGUUACCGGAGUAAUCAGAGUGAACGCUGUUGGACUGGACAGAGAGAAAUAUCCUGAAUACACCUUGAAGAUUACUGCUGGAGAUAUGCAGGGUGACGGUCGUGUAGCCACUGGAACAGCUGUUAUUACUGUAAUUGACAGCAACGACAACGCACCCCAGUUUGAAAAGACCUCGUACAACGUGUCCGUCCCAGAGAAUAAAGUAGGAGCUGUUGUGGUGAAGAUGCCAGUGACCGACGGAGAUGAACCUCAGUCACCUGCCUGGACAGCCAAGUUCAGGAUCAUUAAUGGUAACAGCGGAGGAUUUUUCGCUGUUAACACGGGACCGAACAAACAGGAGGGCAUCAUCACUACGGUUAAGCCAUUGGACUUUGAGCAGAACAGCAAGUUCACUCUGUUGGUGGUUGCAGAGAACGACAUUCCGUUUGCCAAGCCUCUGACCACCUCCACUGCCACGGUCACUGUGAACGUUCUGGAUGUGAAUGAAGCUCCAGUUUUUGAUCCAGAGGAGAAAUUCAUUUCUAAACCUGAAGACUUGGCGGUUGGUAGUGAACUGACAGUGUACACCGCCACUGAUCCAGACACAGCUAGGACUCAGAAAGUGACGUAUCGUGUAGGUUCUGAUCCUGCUGGCUGGGUGAGUGUUGAUGGAGAGACUGGACUGGUCAAAGUGAGGAGCCCCAUGGACAGAGAGUCUCCUUUUGUGAAAGAUGGCAUCUACAAAGCUCUGAUUCUUGCCAUGGAUGAUGAUCCAACUCCAGCAACUGGUACAGGAACCCUUGUGAUUGAGUUGAAGGAUGUGAAUGAUAUCGCUCCUUCCAUUGAGGAGAGAGCGAUCACUGUGUGCAAUAAGGAGUCAGCUCCAGUGGUGCUGUCUGUGAUUGAUAAUGAUGGGCCUGGCUUUGCUGCUCCAUACCGAGUGGAACUCCAGGGAGACAGCAAGAACAACUGGACUGCCACGAUGAACGAGACAAAAACUGGAAUUGUACUUAGGCUCAAGCUUCCACUGGAACGCGGAGAGUACAAUGUUGUUAUGAGGGUUUAUGACAACCUGGCCCUCUACCAGGACAAUACCAUCCACGCUUCAGUAUGUGACUGCACAGGAGACGAUGUUCAAUGCACCGAGAAGGCUGUGGCAGGCUUUGGCCUGCCUGGGAUACUUGGAAUACUUGGGGCUAUCAUGGCUCUGCUAGUGCUGCUCCUCCUGCUGCUCCUGUUUGCAAGGAGGAAGAGGUCAGAGAAAAAGGAGCCUCUGCUUGCUGAUGAUGACAUCAGGGACAACGUCUACUACUAUGAUGAAGAAGGCGGUGGAGAGGAUGAUCAGGACUUUGACUUAAGUGUGCUGCACAGGGGCCUCGACAACCGUCCUGAUGUGUUUCGUAAUGACGUGGCUCCAACCUUUAUGCCUGCACCCCAGUACCGGCCUCGCCCCGCCAACCCUGAGGAGAUUGGUACUUUCAUUGAUGAUAAUCUGAAGGCAGCAGACAACGACCCCACGGCUCCCCCCUACGACUCCCUGCUGGUGUUUGACUACGAGGGAGGUGGAUCGGACGCCGGCUCUCUCAGCUCCCUGAACUCCUCCAGCUCUGGGGACCAGGACUACGACUGCCUGGGUCAGUGGGGCCCACGCUUCAAGAAGCUUGCUGACAUGUACGGGGGAGGAGAAGACGACUUACUUUAGAUAAAGUUCUACUUUGGCAUGAAGAGGACGAAUGAAUGGAUAAGUGUAAAUAUGGAACAGUUUUAUAGGUAUUGUCACGUCACCUUGUUUUGGCUUGUCAUGUUGGAUACUGGAACAGCAAUAUAGGCCUUUUUAUUUUCCUUAAAUAAAUGAAUGGCUGGUCUUUAGACAUGAUUUUCAAAGUUCUGCGGUAGAGUUAACAAUCAGAGCAAUCAGUUAAUGCAUUAUGAAAGUUGUGAGGCACCUCUGCUUGUUCUAGCUGUUCUUCUCACAAGCCAGCCUGAAAUUCCUUAUUCUUUUCUGUACUGUGUACUUUAACAUUUAUGUGUAGCCAUUUGUAAAAUGUUCACACAGAUGUUUUGUUUUUUAUAUUAAAUAAAUGCUUGCCAUUUAUCUGUC
This is a messenger RNA of Pygocentrus nattereri (red-bellied piranha), 3262 nucleotides long. RefSeq names its product B-cadherin-like. The record is from RefSeq and is a predicted model, not a curated record. Bases 197 to 2863 code for a protein of 888 amino acids. The transcript is spliced from 16 exons. Gene Ontology annotation, cellular component: plasma membrane; cytoplasm; catenin complex. Gene Ontology annotation, molecular function: cadherin binding; calcium ion binding. NCBI's taxonomy places the organism in Eukaryota, Metazoa, Chordata, Actinopteri, Characiformes, Serrasalmidae. Gene Ontology annotation, biological process: calcium-dependent cell-cell adhesion; multicellular organism development; adherens junction organization.